Rubroshorea leprosula is the source of this 1886-nucleotide messenger RNA. The record is from the annotation of a GenBank genome assembly. Lineage: Eukaryota; Viridiplantae; Streptophyta; Magnoliopsida; Malvales; Dipterocarpaceae.
UCUUGGAGUGCAUUGAGUCAACAAUUGGUAUCAGAGCAAGGGCUCCAAUUUGAAGGUUUAACUACCUAGGAGUUGAUCGGGGAUGGCUCAAUUUCUAUCUUCUCAACCACUUGAAGGUUUGUCUACCACUAGACCUCCUUUCUUUGAUGGGACUAACUAUAAUUAUUGGAAGAAUAGGAUGAAGGUCUUCAUGCUUGCAAAUGUGCCCACGGCAUGGAUUGUUACUAUAAAAGGUCCAUAUGUACCUAUGAAAGUUGUUGGAGAAAGAGAGGUGCCAAAGGAAGAAGUUGAAUGCAAUGAUGAAGACUUGGGGAAGAUCAUGAUCAACAACAAAGCAAUCAACAUGCUUCAAUGUGCUCUCAAUCCAAUGGAAUUCCAUAGAGUAUCCGGAUGUGAUACGGCCAAGGAGAUGUGGGACAUGCUAGAAGUCACUCAUGAAGGAACAAGCCAAGCUCUUGGUAAAGUCUAUCCUCCUCAAGAAGUGGUGAGAAAGGUUCUUAGAAGCUUGCCUAAGAGUUGGGAAGCUAAGAAGACAGCAAUUGAAGAAUCUAAGGAUCUCAACACUCUCAAGCUUGAAGAUCUCAUUGGUAAAUUGAUGACAUAUGAGAUAGAAGUGCAAGGUGAUGGUGGAGUUGAAAUAGUUGAGAAGAAGAAGAAGGAUGUUGCGUUCAAGGCUGGCAACCAAAAGGAAAAGAGUGAAGAUGAUGCUAGUGAUGGUGAAAACAUCUCCACCUUGAUCUCUAGAGAAGUGAGGAGAUUCAUGAAGAAGAACAUCAAGAGCAAGCUUACAAAAAGAGAUGAAGGAGAGUCUACCAAAAGGAGUGUGAAAUGCUAUGAGUGCAAUAAGAUGGGGCACUAUAGAAAUGAAUGUCCCAAUUUGAAGAAAGGCAAGAAGAGCAUGAAGAAGAGAGCUUUUGCUGCCACUUGGAGUGAUGAUGAGACUAGCUCAACGGAAAGUGAAAGUUCCUUGGAGAAAGGUGUUGCAAAUCUUUGCUUCAUGGCUCAAGGGGACAGCUACAAUGAUGAGGAGGUAAACUCUAACUUCUCUAGUUCAAUUAAUGAAAGUUCAUUUGAGUAUUCUUAUGAUGAUUUAUGCAAAAUUCUUGAUUGCUCUAUGAAUGACAUUAAGAAACUAGGAAAUGACAAUAUUGCUCUUACUAAAACCAUUUCAUUGCUUAGGAAUGAGAUUGAAUCUCUCUCAAAACAAAAUGAGGUUUUAGUUAAACAGAAUGCCUCUUUAAAUGGUGAGAUUGCUUCUUUAAAGAAUGAGGAGUCUAAUAAUGCUUUGAAAAAGGAAAAUGAGGAUUUAAAGAAAGGAAAUGAAGAUUUAAAGAAGGAAAAUGAGGUUUUAAAGAGAAAAGCUUGUGAUCUUGAGAAUGUGAUUUCUAAAUUUACUUUGAGUAAAGAAAAAUUUGAUUCUAUUUUAAAAUCUCAAAGAAAUGUUUAUGAUAAAGGGGGCAUUGGAUUUGAUUAUUCUAAAAAGCAAAAGACUUUUAAGACUACUUUUGUAAGAGCAAGUCAAUCCUAUCAUCCUAAUGUUACUUGCUAUUGUUGUGGUGCAAAUGGACACUUUGCCUAUGCUCCAGGACUAGACCCGGCUCUCCUGCAGUUUAUGACUUUUGGUAUUGAUUGUCUAUGAUUUUGAUGAUUAUAUGCUCUUAUUGAGGGGGAGUUUAUUGGUUGAUGAUUGUAUUCAUGACUUUGGUUGUCUAUGGUGCUAUAUUGAUGAUGAUUGAUGAUUAUAUUCAUUACAUAUUCUUGAUGCUUUAAAGGUUAAUAGCAUGAAUUAAGGGGGAGCAUUUUGUGCUUAAAUUACUUUUCUUAAUGGUUAUCAUGCUUAAAUGCUUUAAAGAUUGAUGUGCAUGAAUUAAAGGGGAGUUUGUUGA